AUGGCCAAAAGCAAAGAUGAUAUAAAAUAUGGAACAGCACAAGCAAAACUAUCACCAGAUGAAGCAGUGAGAGUAGUAUACAAGCAUGGUACACCACUUGAAGGAGGAAAGAUAUCUGAUUCCGAAAAAGUUGAUUUGUUUUCGAGUGCACAAAAUAUUCCAAAGCGUGACCAACAACAACAAAGUUCAGAUUCUAAUCAGUCUCAGUUGCAACGUGAUGAUACAACAGGAGGAGGAGAUUCUACUGAUUUCACUACUGGAGCUCCUUGCUUGCCUGAGAAGAAUAAACCUCCAACACUUGCUCAUAAAUUUUGA
This is a messenger RNA of Vicia faba (fava bean), 315 nucleotides long. NCBI's taxonomy places the organism in Eukaryota, Viridiplantae, Streptophyta, Magnoliopsida, Fabales, Fabaceae. The record is from the annotation of a GenBank genome assembly.